GUUUUUAAUUUUUUUAAAAACAAGUUUUUUUACGUUUUUUGUUUUUUUUUGUUUUUUUAAAUAGAAUUUGUUUAUAUUUUUUUACAAUUUUUUGUAUAAGUUAGAUUAUUUUUAUUUUUUUGUAUUAUUACAAAUUAAAAUAUGAUUAUCCUAUUAAGUUGUGGUAAGGGUAGAAUAUGAAGAUAAAUUAUACUUUAGUUCUAUUUGGGGAAGAUAAAUAACAUUAUCCUAUUUGUGCAUUUAAGGAUUAAUUUAGUCCUAUUUAGGGCUAUUAUCUCAUAUAUCCACUCGGCAAUUCAAAUUCAACAAUUUGAAACGUCCCAAUUCAGCUUAAAAGCUACUAUUUUAUUUUCAUUAUUAAGAUAAUAAUAGUACAUUUCAAAAUUGUUGUCCACAAAUUAAAUGACCUUUUAACUUGAGAUAUUUUCCCAUACACUUUUAGAUCAUUCCGUGUGGGCCUGAGUGUAUGGAAUAAUAUUUCAAGCUAACUUACGUGAUACUUGAAUCAUAUUUUUGUCUGAGGCUAAAUAUAUAUCUGAUCUGUUACAUCGUUUUCAUCUUUAUACAAUCAAACCAGUAUGUACCCCACUUCCUUCCUUAAUCACCCUUUCUCUCACAAAUGGAGAACUUUUAUCUGAUGCUACUGAGUACCGCAGUAUGGUAGGGACUCUUCAGUAUUUGAUUAUAACUAGACCUGACAUUACAUAUGCUGUUCAUAUGGUGUCUCAGUUUAUGCAUGCUCCACGUACCGCUCAUUUAUUAGCUUUCAAGAGAAUUUACAGAUUGGGCAGGUUGCCCGGACAUCUCUCGUUUAUCUACAGGUUAUGCGGUUUUUUGGGCUCUAAUUUGAUCUCAUGGCGAUCCAAGAAACAACCCACCGUUUCCAAAUCUUCUACUGAAGCUAAGUACAGGGCUAUUGCUUAUAUUGUUCAGGACACCUUAUUUAUACGUUCACUAUUGGCCGACAUUGGUAUCCGUAUUUAUGCUCCGGUCCAGCUUCAUUGUGAUAAUGUUUCUGCAUCCUAUUGGUCGUGAAUCCUAUUCAGCAUCAUCGCAGCAAUCACAUCAAAAUUGAUUAUCAUUUUGUUCGAGAAUGCGUGACUCAUGGGGAUCUUGUUGUCAAGUAUAUUUCCACACAGUUACAGUUAGCUGAUAUAAUUACUAAGAAUGGUCAGUGUUUUGAAUUUUUGUGUGUCAAUCUGCGCGUUAUUUCCCCUGCACAGAUUGAGGGGUGUAAUAAUGUAUUAUCUCGGGACUCCUGUGUAAUUUCUAUAACUCUGUUUUAUUAUAAAUUUAAGGCUAAGGCACCCAAUAUGGUAAGC
Molecule: messenger RNA, 1322 nt
Organism: Cuscuta europaea
Lineage: Eukaryota; Viridiplantae; Streptophyta; Magnoliopsida; Solanales; Convolvulaceae
Source: the annotation of a GenBank genome assembly